Molecule: messenger RNA, 4641 nt
Organism: Carassius gibelio (silver crucian carp)
Lineage: Eukaryota; Metazoa; Chordata; Actinopteri; Cypriniformes; Cyprinidae
Product: kinesin-like protein KIF3A
Exons: 17
Coding region: 169-2271 (700 amino acids)
Biological process (GO): microtubule-based movement
Molecular function (GO): microtubule binding; ATP binding; microtubule motor activity
Source: RefSeq, a predicted model, not a curated record
UUACCGCGCGUGCCCGAUAAACGCAGCGGCGCGCAGGUUUGGGAUGCGCGCUUGAGCUGGAAAAACACAUUUUCCACCUGAAUGAGCUCAUCAAUCCUCAUUUCAGACGAAACCUCGUUUAAUAGGUUUAUUAGGUUCUAAUAAAGAGCCAUAUAUCCGAUUCUGAAGAUGCCGAGUAAUAAGCUUGAUAAACCAGAGAAGGUGGAGGUGAGUGAUAACGUGAAGGUGGUGGUGAGAUGUCGACCCCUCAACGAGAAAGAGAGGAUGACGGGACACAAGCAGGCCGUCGCUGUGGACGAGAUCCGGGGAACGAUUACUGUGAACAAACUUGAUAUGAGCAGUGAUCCGCCAAAGACGUUCACCUUCGACACAGUGUUCGGUCCAGACAGCAAACAGCUGGAUGUGUAUAAUUUAACAGCUCGACCCAUUAUUGACUCGGUAUUAGAGGGCUACAAUGGAACCAUAUUUGCAUACGGACAGACAGGCACGGGGAAGACGUUCACUAUGGAGGGCGUCAGGGCAGUGCCUGAGCUCCGAGGAAUCAUCCCAAAUUCAUUCGCUCAUGUUUUUGGCCACAUUGCAAAAGCUGAAGGAGACACCAGGUUUCUGGUGAGAGUUUCGUAUUUGGAAAUCUACAAUGAGGAGGUGAGAGACCUGUUGGGAAAGGACCAGAUGCAGAGGCUGGAGGUCAAGGAGAGACCUGAUGUAGGAGUUUACAUCAAGGAUCUUUCAGGAUAUGUGGUAAACAAUGCUGAUGAUAUGGACCGGAUUAUGACCCUCGGACACAAAAACCGUUCUGUGGGUGCGACUAAUAUGAACGAGCACAGCUCUCGUUCCCAUGCUAUCUUCACCAUAACUAUCGAGUGCAGUGAGAAGGGUGUAGAUGGAAAUCAACAUGUGCGCAUGGGAAAGCUACACUUGGUGGAUCUUGCGGGCUCUGAAAGACAAGGAAAAACGGGAGCCACUGGUCAGCGUCUUAAAGAGGCUACAAAAAUCAACCUGUCUCUGUCCACGCUGGGAAAUGUUAUCUCUGCACUAGUGGAUGGGAAAAGCACCCACGUGCCCUACAGGAACUCAAAACUCACCCGACUCUUACAGGACUCUCUAGGAGGAAACUCAAAGACCAUGAUGUGUGCAAACAUCGGCCCGGCAGAUUACAAUUACGAUGAAACCAUCAGUACGCUCCGUUAUGCCAACCGUGCCAAAAACAUCAAGAACAAGGCCAGGAUUAAUGAGGACCCCAAGGACGCACUUCUGCGCCAGUUUCAGAAGGAAAUUGAAGAUCUCAAGAGAAAACUGGAGGAAGGUGAGGAGAUCUCUGGCUCUGAUGGCAGUGGAUCAGAUGAUAUGGAUGAAGGAGAACACGAAGGAGGCGAGACACGCAGGAAACGAAGAGGGAGGAAGAAGGUGUCUCCUGACAAGAUGGUGGAGAUGCAAGCUAAGAUCGAUGAGGAACGGAAAGCACUGGAGGCUAAACUAGACAUGGAGGAGGAAGAGAGGAACAAAGCGCGUGCAGAGCUUGAGAAGAGAGAGAAGGACCUUCUCAAAGCCCAACAAGAACAUCAAUUAUUGCUCGAGAAGCUGUCUGCUCUGGAGAAGAGGGUUAUUGUUGGUGGAGUUGAUUUACUGGCUAAAGCUGAGGAGCAGGAGAAGCUUCUAGAAGAAUCCAACAAUGAACUGGAGGAGAGGAGGAAGAGGGCCGAGCAGCUCCGGAGAGAACUAGAAGAAAAGGAGCAAGAGCGCUUGGACAUCGAGGAGAAAUACACCAGUUUACAGGAAGAAGCUCAAGGCAAGACCAAGAAACUGAAGAAAGUGUGGACGAUGUUGAUGGCAGCAAAAUCUGAGAUGGCUGAUCUGCAGCAAGAGCAUCACCGAGAGAUCGAAGGUCUGCUGGAAAACAUCCGGCAGCUGAGCAGAGAGCUGCGGCUACAGAUGCUCAUCAUUGAUAACUUUAUUCCUCAGGAAUAUCAGGAGAUGAUUGAGAACUAUGUGCACUGGAACGAGGACAUUGGAGAAUGGCAGCUGAAAUGUGUGGCCUACACAGGGAACAACAUGAGAAAACAGACACCUGUGCCAGACAAGAAAGAAAAAGAUCCAUUUGAAGUGGACCUGUCCCAUGUUUAUCUGGCCUACACUGAGGAGAGCAUGAGACAGUCCCUAAUGAAACUAGAAAGGCCUCGGACAUCAAAGAGUGCGAAGUCCAGGCCUAAAACUGCUCGUAGGAAACGUUCCUCCAAACAAGAAGCUGCGAUGGAAUCCUUGCUGCAGUGAGCCUUUUGUGAAAUGAAGACCACCAUAUUUUGUGCAUUUUCAAGGCCAGUCCAGUAUAUGUCUUAGGAAAUACUGUUACUUGUGAUGUUAAGGCAUUUUGACAUAAGUGUUGAUGAAAGUAAAUCAUGUGUUAAUAUGCAGGAACUCCAGAGCUGCUCCAACACUGGGUUUAGGUGAGGAUAGUUUGUAAAAUGUCUGUUAACAAUAACACUCCAAAAGGCACAUUUCCCCUUUAACACAAACACUGUUACUGUAUAUUCUGCUUGACACUGAUGGCUUUGCUUGCUUGAAACAAGCAGGUUAUUGAUGCAACACGUGAGAUGAGCUUGACGUGGGAAUAUGCUAUUGAGAAACAAAUCUAAUCUUAAUGUUUUACACGGUUGGCAGCGUGCAAUUGCUUUAGCUCAAUGUACACAAGCUAUGCUACUUAAUUUGUUUUAUAAUGUGAAUGUGAAUGUGCAUGCCAUGUUCCCCUGGCUGUGGUGCCAUUUUACUCUAAUUGCAAUGUAUUUCCACUGUGCAUUGUAGUAGUAAAACCAUUAUUCUUAUGUAUAAAAAUGUUUACAUUUUACUGUUUUUUUUUUUUCCUGUACUCUUUAAAUUAUUAAAUUAUUUUACAAGGAAAAAACCAAAAACAUUUUUUUUUUGUAGUUUCUUUUGUUAUACUAAAUAUUUUUCAAAUUCCAAAAACAACAACCAAAUAAAUCUGUUCAGAAAACAUUUAUUCAUAAAUACAAUAAAUAUAAACGAUAGAAAACAUUUAAUAAAAAAUAAUUUAAUAUUAAAUGUAAUACAAAAAUAUAGUAUUGUGUUCAUAAGCAGUAAUUCUAGAGUCAAUUCACUUGUUUUUUCUCAUCUGGUUGCUUUAAGAGUUUAGAGUAUUGUUCUUUGCAGCAAUUUUUGAUUUCUUCAAGGAAAACAUCCAUUCUGUGUUCUUCUGAAGCUGUAACGUUGCAUUGAAGGUGCUGUGGGAAAACACACAUUCAGCUCUAUUAGAAAAAAUUGAACUUCUUGCAUUAAGCAGUCUAAAAUGAGUCCAUAUAUAUCUACAGUUGUAGGCAAAGCUAAUUUGCUUAAACUUUAAAACUGAUGUGGUUAAACUGAUUAUUAAAAACUAUAUUUUUUCCACUGCAUGUUUCAUAAAUCAGUCAGUCAUUAGUUAAGCUUAGUUAAGUCAAUUGUUUGUUAAUUAGGUUAAGUUUAAUUAAGUCAAUCAUUAGUUAAGCUUACUUAAGCCAAGCUUAAAUCAAGGGUUUGUUAAUUAAGUUGAGAUUAAGUCGGUCAUGAGUUAAGAUAAAUUAAGCCAAGCUUAAAUCAGUCGUUUGAUAAUUAAGUUGAGAUUAAGUCUGUCAUUAGUUAAGCUUGGUUAAGUCAAGCUUGGUUAAGUCAGUCGUUUGUUAAUUAGGUUAAGCUUAAUUAAGUCGGUCAUGAGUUAAACUAAGUUAAGCCAAGCUUAAAUCAGUGGUUUGUUAAUUAAGUUGAGGUUAAGUCUGUCAUUAGUUAAGCUUAGUUAAGUCAAGCUUUUGUCAGUCGUUAGGCUAACCUAAGUUGUUUGUUAAUUAAUGCCCGAUUUCACAGACGGGGCUUAAACUAAACCAGGAUUAGAUCAUAGUUAAAUUAGGACAUUUAAGCAAUUUUAUGAAUGUGCUUGGAAAAAAAAAACCAUUACUACUGUGCAUCUUGAGACAAAACAAAGGCACCAAUAUAUUUUAAGAUCAAUCAGUGCAAGUUUCUAUCAUUAGAAACAGCCCAGAUUUACAUUAUAGUCUAAGAUUUGACUUAAGCCUUGUCUGUGAAACCAGGGGGUAAGUUAGCUUAAGUCAGUCAUCAGUUAAGUCAAGUUAUGUUAACUUUAGUUAAGUCAGUCGUUAAGUUAGGCUUAGUCAAGUAAGUCUUUAGUUAAAUCAGUCAUUAGUUAAGUUAAGCUUAGUUAAGUCAGCUACUAAUUGUGGCAAAAAGAACCAAUUUGCGCUCAUAGCACUGGUUCGUGCACAGAAUGAUACUCUAAUAAUAUAGACACUAUAGUAAUCAUGUUGUUUAUCAUCUAAUUCAACAAAUGAAUAUUGUGUGAUGACUUACCCCUGAAUAAUUAGCAUAGGCAAACAGUCGUCUGUGUAGCAUGCUGUAGCUUAGCUCUGUGUUCAUCAUGACCAUUGCUGCUUGGCAAAUGUGUUCCUCCUGUAUAAUCAUAUGUAAUUAAUGAUAAUGAAGUCAAGUAUCAGGAAAGUAUGUUCUCAAAUACUGUGAAAAUUCAACUUACCGAGCAGCCCACUGGAGGAAAUACAUCUCUUACAAAUUGGUUGAGAUUCUGUGAAAGAAAGUUCGAAGGUUGUUAGACUUAAGUCUUUGCGAAUAAACCAGAUGAAAUGA